Corythoichthys intestinalis (scribbled pipefish) is the source of this 3563-nucleotide messenger RNA. RefSeq lists its product as uncharacterized. Gene Ontology annotation, molecular function: nucleotide binding. NCBI's taxonomy places the organism in Eukaryota, Metazoa, Chordata, Actinopteri, Syngnathiformes, Syngnathidae. The coding region runs from base 401 to 1672 and encodes 423 amino acids. The transcript is spliced from 13 exons. The record is from RefSeq and is a predicted model, not a curated record.
GAAUAAUUGCCACCCAGGUGACUUCUGAGUUAAUCGUUUAGAAUAUUGAUCUACAUCUAUAAUAAUACUGGAAAUAUUUUUCUACAAUUUAUUUGUUUAGAUGGAGCGUGUACAAUUCAAGAAUAAAGCGGUGUUUUAUAGUCCACUUUGAACUCAUAGGACAUUUCGCAGGAGUCCCUGAAUCAAGCACAUUAUAGGGCGGGGCUUGUAUAUCUUGACUCGCGAGUCGCGACGCCAGUAACCAAACAUGUAGGUUAUGAAUUGCUGGAACUAGGAACCCGCUCACAAAACAAAACAAAGUAACCCAUCGACUCCUGUGGAGAAAGCACUGCAAUCGUGUUACUUUGAAGAAACCAUCUUGACAGGUGCAGCGUGGGGAGCAAAAGGUUGGUGACGUAACAUGAGUCCACUUGUCCGGGUUAUUGUGGUUGGAGCAGGAUGUCGUGGGGAGAUCUACUCCCGCUUUGCCAUCGUCCACCCUGACCGUGUGCAGGUUGUUGGAGUAGCAGAUCCUAGGAAGUUCGCCCGCACAAAGUUCCAACAGCUGCAUAACAUUGCGGAUGAGAACUUGUAUGAAGACUGGCACAUUUUAGCUGAAAGAGAGAAGUGUGCAGAUGCUGUUUUCAUUUGCACUCCAGACAGCCUUCAUAAGGAACCUGCAGUGGCCUUCGCAAAGAAGGGCUACCAUAUUCUCCUGGAGAAACCAAUGGCUACAACGGCCAAAGACUGCAUAGAGAUUGUGGGGGCAUGCUCUGAGAAUGGUGUGAUGCUUUGUGUGUGUCACGUUCUACGGUACGAUCCCACCAUCAGCAAGAUAAAGCUGAUAGACAGUGGCGUCAUUGGUGAUGUCAUCCACAUUCAGCACUUUGAGCCGAUUGGCUUUUAUCACUUUGCUCACUCCUACGUACGCGGAAACUGGAGGAAUGAAGCUGAGAGCUCUUUCUCUCUUCUGGCCAAAUCUUGCCACGACAUCGACCUCAUCCAUCUGUGGGCCGGGGAACGCAGGUGUUUGAAAGUGACGUCAUUUGGCUUCAUCAGCCACUUCACUAAAGAAAACAAGCCAGCAGGGGCUAGUGAUCGCUGCCUGGACUGUUCAGUAGAGGAAAGCUGUCCAUACUCGGCAAGCAAAAUCUACUUGGAGAGAGUGAAACAGGGCCAAACUGGCUGGCCUGUGUCCAUCAUAUGCCCCAACUCUUUGCCAGACAUCGAGACAGUAACUGAGGCUCUAAAAAUCGGACCGUACGGCCGCUGUGUCUACGAGUGCGACAACAACGUCUGCAGUAAUCAGGUUGUUAACAUGGAAUUUGAAGGUGGCCUGACCGCAGCCUUUUCCAUGGUUGCUUUCACUGAGGAUAUUUGCAAACGAAAAACAACCAUCUAUGGAAGUAAGGGUGAGUUGUCAUAUACAGAUGACAAGAUUUAUGUGUACAACUUCCUGACCCAGAAAACCACCAAACAUGUAGCCAACACGGAAGGGCCCGCUCUAUAUGGUCUGCAUGGACACGCUCAAGCAGAUUACCAUUUGAUGGAUGCCUUCAUUUCUGCUGUGACUAACAAUGACCCAUCAUUCAUCGCUUCUGGUCCUGAGGAGACACUGAAGAGCCACUUGCUGGUGUUUGAGGCAGAACGAUCACGACGGGAAAGCAGUGUUGUUCACUUCGACCACUCUUGAUGAUCUCAUAAAAUAUUUGCAUUAGUAAUGAUUUAACUUAUUCACUGCCAGUGAUCAUGUUUCAUUGCCAAUGAUUGAUAGAAGCCCAAUCCAUUUGCACUAACCUAAGAAUUCAGAGAUUAAUCGAAACAUGACAAAAUGAGUCAACAGAUGAAUAUCAAAAUCGUUGUUUAAUAUGAAAAUUAUUUGACAGAUUAAUCUAUCAUUAACUCAGUAAUUGCAACUGAUCAUGUUUCAGCACCAAUGACCAGUCCAUUUGUAAUGGCAAUAUUAACAUUUAAUUACAAAAGUAGUUUACUGUAAUCGCAAAAUUGGCCACCAGAUUAAUCUAUCAAAUUUAUUGAUUAAUCAUAAAAUAGUUUACCGUUUAAUCUAACUCAUUUACUGCCAAUACCUACCAGGUCCAAUGGCUUGGACGUCAAUCGCAGUCAUUGGUAGUUUAUGAAUAUAGAAAUACUAAGGAAUCAAAGGUUUUGGUGGCAUACAUGUUUAAUAUUUUGUUCAUUAUUCAAUUCUAUCCUUAAUUUGAAUGUCACCUGGCUUUGAGAUGAAGUCUCAUAUUGACCGAAUUAAGGCAAUACUUGAAAUAAGACUUUUAAGAUUGUAUAUGUGCACACUCUUUCCGAAUGUUUUUUUUUUUUUAGCACUAAACGCCCGGUGGCAAGCACUGUGAAGCAUGUCAGGUAGUCCAAAGGUCUGGAUCACCAAGUAAUUGCUGCUUUGAGCUAUUUAAAGGAACCCAAACAGGGGUUGAGAUCGCCCUUCAAUCCUCCCCUUGUGGUUGCCAGGGUUCAAUUAUAGGUCUCCUUUUGUUUUGACCUUUAAGUCCAUUUUCUCAACAGCUGUGCAUUAACUUCCCCAUUGCUGUGUGAAAACAAUAAGAUGCCCACUCGUUGACUCAGUUCUGGUGGGCACUGUGCUUCUUAAAACCAACCAUGUUCUGAGAGGCCCUCAUGUUUGGAUUUUUUUUCUCCUCUCGGGUUACCUCUAAUGACUUCUUCAUAUUCAUGUUACAUACAUAUAGUUUCAUUUAGAAGUUGAGUGUCUUUUUCUCAGUCCACAAUUGUGAGUUUGUGAGCAGGCCGCCGCUGGUCACUUCAUUCAGGAGGCGUUCAUCUGUGGCCCGAUACAAAACACGGCAUAGGAUCCAUACUAAAAAUGAACGUGUGCGUAAACGCUGCAGUACACCACAUGGAAACAUCUGCACAUAAGGACUGGCCUCAAUUUCUGCCAUUAUCCAAGCAUGAAUGGCCAGUGCAGGGCAGCAUGUUAAUGUUGGUGCAAGUACUAUGCACAAAACGGACCCCUGGUCCUCGUGUCUUUCUGUCUGAAUCUGAGUACAAAACGGGACACCGCGUUUUUAUUGAUAUGUGCAAUCAAACUCGGAUCAAAAAUCAAUUUGCAUUUGUACCACCGGACAUCUCCAUAUACUCACCAGCUUAUGAGCUGCUGUAGGAAGCCAUCUUUUCAUUUGCUCCCUUGCUUCCUGAACGACUGCCUUUCGGACGGUUUUUGUCCUCACUGUAUAGAACAUAAUAUGAUUACAAAGUACACAUUUAUCCCCUCAUUUAAAAUAUUCAAUAAGCACAUAUUUGAAACAUUGUUUGGAUGAACGUAUCAAGCCAGCUAAUCGCGUGAAAAAUUUUAUGGGCUCUCCCCGUGGGUUUUGUGGUUAUUGUCAUGCUCGCUCUCAUCCAUUAUGCAUUCAGCAAGUCAUAAAAUUAAUUCUUGAGGUGUACAAUUAUUGGUUUCUAAGUAACGCCCCCCCCCCUAAAAAAAAUUCACAGGGCAAUAGUUUUUGUCACAGGUGGCACAUAUUUUGAACUUGUAAAAUCACAGAAUUUACAAAUCUUUGAAAUUGUCUUUCAAAAACGAAUGAAUAAAGCUUAUA